Molecule: messenger RNA, 2671 nt
Organism: Anolis carolinensis (green anole)
Lineage: Eukaryota; Metazoa; Chordata; Lepidosauria; Squamata; Anolidae
Product: homeobox protein box-5
Exons: 3
Coding region: 16-1203 (395 amino acids)
Biological process (GO): negative regulation of transcription by RNA polymerase II; cell differentiation; embryo development
Molecular function (GO): RNA polymerase II cis-regulatory region sequence-specific DNA binding; DNA-binding transcription factor activity, RNA polymerase II-specific
Source: RefSeq, a predicted model, not a curated record
CAAAGAUGAAGAGAGAUGCUUAUCUUUCAGGAGGGAUGUCCCCAGGGGCUCCUGGACGCGUCACUAAGGAAUCUGGCCAAUCCCAAGAAGGGGAAGGAGGAGUUUGGGGACAUGAAAGGAGACCAAGGAGGAAGGGGGGGGGAGGCAAGGAAUACCCUUCGGGCGCCUUUCUUUUGGCUCCCCCUCCUCCUUUCUCCAACGCGGAGGAAAGAGAAGGCGUUGGUAGGCUUCCAUGGACGAGUCGAGAAGGCGUCGCUUUGCUUGGUGAGCAACGAUGGAGCCGGGCAACUGGUAGCACUUUCUCCCGACAGACCAUUCUUGCCUCUGGAUGCUGCCGCUCCUCGCUCUCCAGCCGAGGUUUGGAUGAUGACGAUGAACUCUUUGGCUGAGAGUUUGCUGGGGGGUCCUCCACCCCCGGACCCUUCCAAAGCGGCCUUUUUGGACUUCGGGUUGGGGGGACCUCCGCCUUCUCCUCACCACCCAACCCCACCACAGCAGCAGCAGCAGCAAUACACCCUCCAAGCCCUGCAGCCGCUGUCCGACGGAGGAGCCUUCCCUCCUUCCUCCUCCUCUUCCUCCGCAUCUUCCUCCUACGGCAGACCCUUGGUCUAUCCUGCUUACCCCGGGGCAGGCGGAGGGGGCAGCCCUCACCACGCUUUCUAUCCCCACCACCCCUACCACGGCGCCUCCUACUCCUCGCCUUACCCGCAGACCUCCAGCGCCUUGAGCCUCCACGGGACGAGGCUGGAGGAGACCGAGUUUGAGAAGUCUACCAUCAUUGAAAACGGGGAAAUCCGCAUCAAUGGGAAAGGGAAGAAGAUCCGGAAACCACGCACCAUCUACUCAAGUCUCCAGCUUCAGGCCCUCAACCAACGCUUCCAGCAAACCCAGUACCUAGCCUUACCUGAGCGGGCGGAGUUAGCAGCACAGUUGGGCUUGACUCAAACCCAGGUCAAGAUCUGGUUCCAGAAUAAACGUUCCAAGUUCAAAAAGAUUAUGAAGCAGGGCUCCAGCAUACAAGAGGAUCACCUCCACAAUUCCUCAUCUCUGUCUCCCUGUUCCCCCAAUAUACCCCCACUCUGGGACAUCCCCAUGGCAUGCAAAGGAACCCCCCUCCCUGCUAACAGUUACAUCAAUAGCUUUGCACCUUGGUACCACCAGCCCCAACACCAAGACACCAUGGGGAGGCCUCCAGUGAUGUGACAAAAGCAGACAAUGUAAUUUUGGCCCAUAUGCUGUGCCUCUUUUCCUGAAGCUCUAAUCAGGAACCCCGACACAGGACAAAUGGGGGCUAUGGCUGGAGGGCUGGCAUUUCUGAAGGAAUCACCAGCAUUUCUCUUUUGACGAGAAGCUCUCCGGCAGGAAAAUGUGGAGAUGGACUUCCCCAACCUGUUCAAGAACCAGCUCGUAAUAGCAGCAGCGGAACAUCUGAGGUGGAGAUAAGGAACGGCAUCGACAACCACACCAUGAAAGUUGAACUCAGAACUCCAUUCCAAGUGCUAUCACUUCAUCUUGGGUUGACAAGAGUGGCAUCUAUGUUCUUCUUUCAUGGCAUGGACGAGUGUUGGAUCUAGUUGUGCUAAGUAGUUGCCACGGGUUGGCUUGGUUUCAGUGCCUUAAACAGUUUUUACCGUAGCAAUUAAACAGGUUAUAUUUUUUGCAAACAUGGAAGUUCAGACCAUGAUGGUUUUGUGUGAUAUAUUUAUGCCUGUCACAUGGCUGCUAAAGGCAUUAGAGCAUUGGGUCUUUAUUACCACUGAAACCCGAAUUAGGAUGGUGAAGUUCUGAACUGGAUAAUAUUCUGCAUCAGACAGAUGUGGGAGGGGAGGAAAGAAUGCAGAGUUCAAUGGAAGUUGAAUAAAGACAUGAACUUGUGCCGCUACAGCAGGCAUGGGCAAACUUGGGCCCUCCUGGUGUUUUGGACUUCAACUCCCACAAUUCCUACCAGCUGUUAGGAAUUGUGGGAGUUGAAGUCCAAAACACUAGGAGGGCCCAAGUUUGCCCAUACCUGCUCUACAGCCAUUGGACUCUAGCUCCCAUCAGUCCCAGAUAGGAAUAAUAGCAAGUAGAGUCUAGUAGCAUCCAGAAGACCACACUUCCUCAUUGGCAUAACCUCAAUAUGGGCAGGACAAAAAUACUUCUUAACCUGGAGAAAAUACCAUCUCUUUCCCUGGGAUUAGAACUGGCAAGACCUUGUACCCAAUGGAUUCAAUAUGCCGUACUCCCGCCUUAAAAAAGUGUGAUUAUAGCUGUAACUAAGCCAAUAUCCAUACAGAGCUCCAGUUUGCUCACAUUAUAAAAUAGGAUUUUUUUACAGAGCCAAAUUUGCUUUCCUCUGUGUUACUAAUACGCAUUUGUUUGGUUUUUUUAAAAAAUGUCAUAAAUACAGGAUUAUGUUUACAUUUGAUGAAAAGUUUGUGGAAUGUAAUCCCCAUUUCUCCUCCCUUUCCAUUUUUGAAAAAGGCAAUUCGUAUUUCUUACAUGAAGUCCCCACCCAUUUUUGAGUUUAUUUAACUAAACGAUUUUAAAACUAAUUUAACUUUUUCUCUCUCCCCACACAUUGCCAAGCAUACUGAUAACAAAUUAUUUAUUAAAGUAAAACUUUUGGUAUAUUGUAUUGUUUUCUCUUUAUAAACAGAAUGUAAACUGAUAAAUAUUUGUUUUGUACAAA